This is a messenger RNA of Loa loa (African eye worm), 1260 nucleotides long. RefSeq names its product cell differentiation protein RCD1. The record is from RefSeq and is a predicted model, not a curated record. Gene Ontology annotation, cellular component: CCR4-NOT complex; P-body; CCR4-NOT core complex. The transcript has 7 exons. Bases 125 to 991 code for a protein of 288 amino acids. Gene Ontology annotation, biological process: negative regulation of translation; mRNA catabolic process. Lineage: Eukaryota; Metazoa; Nematoda; Chromadorea; Rhabditida; Onchocercidae.
GUCUGCUGUUAAGGUUUAGAGUUUUCUUCUAGAUCGUUAUAUUUCAUUUACGAAUAUAUUUCCAUCAUCUUGAAAAGUGUACAAUUUUUUGCUGUAUAUAAGGUGUUGCUGCAAACAUCGUUGAAUGGAUGCUGGUGGGAGUAGUACUGGAUCUUCCCAGGUGGAAGCUAUUGAUAAGGAACAAGUGUUUGAGUGGAUCUUGGAUUUGAGUGAUUCAAAUAAACGAGAACAAGCACUUCUGGAACUGAGCAAAAAGCGAGAGACGGUUCCCGACCUACCUUUGUGGCUGUGGUAUUCAUUUGGCUCAAUGGCUUCUCUGUUGCAAGAAGUAAUCUCAAUUUACCCUGCAAUUAUGCCACCGACACUUACCGCAGGGCAAUCGAAUCGUGUUUGUAAUGCUCUAGCUUUGAUGCAAUGUGUUGCUUCACACAAAGAAACUAGAAGUCCAUUUUUGCAGGCCCAUAUUCCGUUGUUUCUGUAUCCAUUCUUGCACACAACGAAAACUUCGCGACCUUUCGAAUAUCUUCGUUUGACAUCUUUAGGUGUCAUCGGUGCAUUGGUGAAAACUGAUGAACAGGAAGUUAUCCAGUUUCUGCUUUCAACAGAAAUAAUUCCGUUAUGUUUGCGGAUUAUGGAAAACGGAACAGAACUGUCGAAAACAGUGGCUACUUUCAUUCUACAGAAAAUACUGCUUGAUGAUACCGGUUUAGCAUACAUCUGCCAAACUUAUGAGCGUUUUUCCCACGUUGCUAUGAUCUUGGGUAAAAUGGUAUUGCAUUUGGCCAAAGAACCGUCACAGCGACUUUUGAAGCAUGUUGUUCGGUGUUACAGUCGUCUUUCCGACAAUCCAAGAGCGUUGCAGGCAUUACGGCAAUGUUUGCCGGAUCAGUUGAGGGAUGAGACAUUUACUCGAGUUCUUGCAGAUGACAAGUCAACUAAACACUGGUUGAAACAACUUCUAAAGAACAUCGGUUUUUCUGUGAGCCCUUGAAAGAAAUUUCAAGAGGCAAGAGCAAAAAAUGAUGUUUCUGUAUAAAGCGGAUUCUUAUAAGCUGAUCGCAUGUUGUUAAUCGAUAAAUCAUGUCCAAAUUCUUUUCCGAAUGCAAAUGCUGCUAUUUGUGAUGAAUAAUGCGAAUUUGUACAUCCUGGCAAUAAUGAACGGUUUUAUAUAAAAAGUUAUGUAGUUGGUUAUUUACCUUUCUUCUGGUAUCCAGACUUUUGUUUUAAUAAUGAACACAUGGACAUCAAAUUCGUCUUUCG